CCAUGACAAACGUUCGCUUCAUUACAGCACAGCCAUCGCGUUAUUGGUAGACUAUCCAGCCCGCUUGGAUUCAUUCAUUCUUUCAUUUCUUGUUGUUGUUGUGCGCUCGACAGACUCCCUGUCCAUUGAAACAGAGUGCUUGCACCUAUUCCACUACAUCAUUAUUCUUGCAACCGUAUCCAUCGAAAGUGGUAGUCUUGUGAAAUCUGCAAGCUAAGCUACGAGAAGACAAGAUAAUUCAAAAUGAAAUACCAACAUGAUCAACAACAGCAGCAAGCAGAUGAGAAAGAGCAUGCCAAGAACAAUGAUGACGCUUCCAGUGUUUCCUUUAUUCCCGGUCAAUUUCCGUACAUGAUGAUGCUGUCCAAUUUCCUUUUUGUGGUAGCAUCAGUGCUCUACUUGUGGAUGUCUGUCAUUGAUUAUCGCUGGAGCGGAACCCUCAAUACAUUGCCCAUGUAUGUACGAGUGGCAGACGAUGAUAUCACCUGGGUGAAUUAUCGAAUUGAAGAACGGUACAAUGCAAGUAUGCAGGGAGGAGCCCGGCGAUGGCUACAGCUGUUUGAAGAAUACGGAGGAUCCACCGUGGCACCCGUGGCAACCACACUAGCGCCCACCACCAAUAAUGCUACCGGUAUGGUCGACGACGACAGGGAUUUACCGUCGAAUAAUGACACGGAAGCAACUAUUCUGGCUACCGUGAGCAACAGCAUGGUCAGCACGGAUGCUCCUUCUGUGGAUGUGAAUAGUGGUAUGAUGGCGGCUACCGAAUUACCUACCACGGAUUCGACCACAGCAGCCGACGGAACGACAAACACACCAAGUCCAACCUUUUAUCCCACAGCAGCUCCCGUUUCUACCCCGGGGGCUCCCGAAAUUACAAACACAACCAUGGCACCCACCGUCCAAGCCACUGCUACGGAAACAACAAUCUCCGCAACCACGAUGAGUCCCACAGAAGCUCCCAUUGCAACGACAGGCACCGAACCCAAUCUAGAUGCCACCAAUCAACAACCUACGACACCAGCACCCGUCACACCAGCACCCGUAACCACACCAGCACCUGUCACUCCCGUCACUCCAGCACCCGUAACGUCGGCUCCUGCUCCCACUACUUCCGUACCCGCCCCAACCACGACAGCUCCCGCACCAACGACUUCCGUGCCCGUCGCACCCGCCGGACCCACACCAGAAGAAUUGUAUUACGACGAAUGGUGGGCCGAUUUACCACCCAAUGUUCAAGCUGCCUACACAGUCUUGGGGUAUAACGAAGAACUCUGGAAUAACAGUGGGGAGGUCGCCUCGGAUGACCUAUAUUGGCAAGAAUUGACUGACGAACAACGUACGGCAGCCGAAGAAAUUGGAUAUACCGAAGCCAUUUGGAAUGACGGAGCCACGUAUCCUCCCGUGACGACAGUGCCCGCGACGACGACAGCCGGUGGAAAUUCUACUACCAAUGCUACCGACACCAAUUCCACUCCAUCCGACACAACUUCCAGUACAACCAAUGACAAUACCAUUCCACCCGAACCGGUUCAAGCCGGAUACUACGAUGACUUUUAUUGGCACGAAUUGCCACCAGAAAUUCAACAAGCGGCCGGAGUCCUGGGGUACGACCAGAAAAUUUGGGAUACCAGCGGAUACGCCAGCUCGGAAGCUUUCUACUGGGACGAAAUGUCACCCGAACAACAAGAGGCAGCGGCACUGUUAGGGUACGACCAAUUUUCCUGGGACGGUGUCGAUCCGGAAACCGGAGAAAGCAUUGCCGAGGACGAUUACAUCUCCUACGAUGACGAUAUUGUCUUUCAAGUCAAAGCGGCAAAACACGACGUCUCCAAAUAUCAAAUACUCUACUUUUGUGCCGCAUGGUGCUUUGUCUUUGUGGGAGCACUUGAUCUGAUACGGGAACGACAUUACUUUCAUCUGUUAAUGAUUGUUGCCGGAUUGUGUGGUGUUGCCAGUGCCAUGUUGGUCGAGACGCACUUGAAAGAAUCCAACAUUAUGAAUCUCCUAUCGGUACACUUCUUCAUGCUCGAAGGUUUCACAUUGUUUGGCAAUCACAAACGACAAGCCAUUGAAUUCGAAGAUGCCGACCAAGGUGGUGGUGCCGGAUCACGGAAAUGUGUGGCGAUUUCACUGAGUGUGGCAGAUCUCUUGUUUGCAUUUGGAGCCCUGAUGGAUGUCGUGCUGUCUUAUUUCUAUGUUUUCGACAAUACAGCUGAUUGGGAUAGCUCGCUAGCGGUCACGGCCACUGUUGCUGGGUGCAUGUGGCUUCUCUGUGCUCUAAUUUACACUGUUGCCACCUUGGUGCAUUAUUAUUUGUACUCGGAGGAAGUGGAUGUCUCGGAAGAGAUGGAAAUCUAUGAUGACGUCGAAGAAGGAGCAAAUGAAUACGAUGUUGUCAAAGUGGAAAACAGCGACGGAGAAAUGGAAGAAGUGGGAACCCCGGACAUGGAUCAUUCAACUGGUGGCAGCAGCUGUCACGACAGUGCAUCACAUAUGCAACCGCAACUGGAUUGGUCCGUGAACACAGACCGAACAAGGGCACGCGUCGGAGACGAUGAUGAAACAGUAGACAAUCAAACAAUUGGAGAGAAUGAAGUCGAGGCAUAGCGGGGAAGCUGCAGACCUUCGUGAAGAGUAGUGAAGGAAGGACCUUCGCGCCCUCAUUGUGCAAGAAUUCCAUUGUUCCCCACCAUUUCUUCCUUUUGGUUCUCUCAUCCAAGUGAGAAGGAUGACGCCGAGACCGAAAACGCUACAACAGUUCCGUUCUAAACUUCUAGUUGCAUAAACGAAAACAUAGAUUUUAUAUGAUUCCCU
Seminavis robusta is the source of this 2817-nucleotide messenger RNA. Lineage: Eukaryota; Bacillariophyta; Bacillariophyceae; Naviculales; Naviculaceae. The record is from the annotation of a GenBank genome assembly.